Messenger RNA from Knipowitschia caucasica, 1164 nucleotides. The record is from the annotation of a GenBank genome assembly. NCBI's taxonomy places the organism in Eukaryota, Metazoa, Chordata, Actinopteri, Gobiiformes, Gobiidae.
AUGGCAAAGAAUGACCAGGCCAGAAUGACCUCCCUCCUCCUCCUUAUUUCCCAUCCAUAUAUCCCCGCUGCCCCCCAGUGCCCAUGGAGAUCUGGUGUCUCUCAACCAUUGCCUCUAAAAAGAAGAAGCCGUUGUGGGAACAAUGCUCAGUGUUAUGGAGGAACUGGGGGAAUUCUACUGGUGCUCGGUCUCCUGGCACUGGCCAUAUUGCUUGGAGUAGGGUAUGGCACUACGAUAGCGUCAAUAUACAACCAUACAGAAGAUUUAUAUUCUGAAUAUGACGAUGACAAUUCAGUCUCUAUACAAACACAUGACAUUUGCCCCAACAUCUACUGUGACGGCAUAAAGGAUUGUGUUCAUGGCACUGAUGAAUCUAUAUGUAUCAGACUUCUUACUGGCUGUUUUCAAAACAAGGUCAAAACAGCGGAGGAUGGCUGUUUCUUACCAGUUUGCUCCAGUAACUGGAACAAAACUUAUUCUGAUCAGACCUGUGCGCAGCUUGGUUUUGAAAGUUCUUAUGAGACCGAAAUACAAUCAGGUGUCAUUCCUGAGUGUCCAGACGAACAGACUGUCUCCCUGCAGUGUAUAGAGUGCGGUCAGCAGAAGUCUGUUGCACGGAUCAUAGACGGAGAACUGUCUAAACCAGGCGAGUGGCCCUGGCAAGUCUUUCUGCGUUAUCAAAACUCACAUGUUUGUGGAGGAGUUCUUAUUUCUCGGAAUUUUGUGCUGACUGCUGCUCACUGUUUCUUGGGAACUGAGCCCAGUCCAGUUGCGAGCAAGUGGAAAGUCUAUGGUGGAGUAGUGUCCCUCGAUGCUCUUCAACAACCAUAUGAAGUCGCCAAGAUAAUACUCAAUUUUGCCAUAAAUAAUCCAAGGGAUGUAAAUGUGAAGAUCAUUGACACAGAGGUGUGCAACACUCCUGGAUCCUACAGUGGGAGUGUCACUAAGUACAUGCUGUGUGCGGGACACAUGGAGGGAGGAAAAGAUUCCUGCCAGGGUGACAGUGGUGGGCUUUUGGUGUGUGAAAAUAAUGGGGUUUGGACUUUGGCUGGAAUUACAAGUUGGGGAUCAGGUUGUGGCGAUAGGAAUAGACCCGGUGUCUACACUAGAGUGACCAGUGUUCUCCCAUGGAUCUACAGCAAGAUGAUGCAAGAAAUGUCGUGA